AAGUUCAGUUGUUUUUCAUAUGCAGCUUAUUCCAGAUAGAAAAGUGAAUGGAAAUAUUCAAACCCUCAGAGAAAAACAGUUUCCGUGAACUAGAGUUGAGAUUCAACAGCAAUAGAAAUGGAAUUGUUACUCACACUCGCCCUCUUCUGGAUCAUGACUGAUACUGCCUAUGCCCUUUUCCCUCCAGAAUAUAGAAAUGUUGCCCUAAAAGGCCGCGCAACCCAGUCUUCUGUCUUCUACAACUUUGAUAUCGGGUAUCUCUCCCUUGCUAUAAACGCUAUUGAUGGAAACCUAAAUUCUAACUUCGGCUUUGGGUCCUGCUCCAGCACAAACAAUGACGAGUCAGCUUGGUGGAGGGUGGACUUGCAUGAGCCACAUGUAAUAUCCCACGUCACCAUCACUAACAGAGGAGACUGCUGUGGGGAAUUGGUCAACGGAGGUUUACUACUCAUUGGAAACUCCCUGCAAAAUGACGGAAAUAACAAUCCAAUGUGUGCACAGAUUAGCGGCAUGUCAAAUGGCUCCACCCAAACCUUCCAGUGUACGGGAAUACUUGGCCAAUACGUGAACAUCAUCUUACCACACAAAAGCAAAUAUCUGCAGCUCUGUGAAGUUCAGGUCUUUGGUAUCCCUUUAUCCCAGCUACCUGUCUCCAGCUUUCAUCAUUUGUUAUCACCCUCCUUAUCAUCAUCAUCAACAAAUACAACAAUAAACUAAUACCUCUAAUGGUAUUUUAUUUUCCAUG
Rana temporaria (common frog) is the source of this 745-nucleotide messenger RNA. RefSeq names its product fucolectin-1-like. The record is from RefSeq and is a predicted model, not a curated record. The transcript has 4 exons. NCBI's taxonomy places the organism in Eukaryota, Metazoa, Chordata, Amphibia, Anura, Ranidae. The coding region runs from base 118 to 717 and encodes 199 amino acids.